This is a messenger RNA of Oncorhynchus keta (chum salmon), 4020 nucleotides long. Its product is annotated as exonuclease 3'-5' domain-containing protein 2-like. The record is from RefSeq and is a predicted model, not a curated record. The annotation marks the transcript as partial. NCBI's taxonomy places the organism in Eukaryota, Metazoa, Chordata, Actinopteri, Salmoniformes, Salmonidae. The transcript has 6 exons.
UCUUGUGACCCCAAGAUAACUUACGCAGCCCGAGAUGCCCAGGUAUCCAUCGCCCUGUUCAUCCACCUGCUGGGCCUCAACUCAGACGCCACGCCCUCACCUGACAGUGGGAGUGGCUAUACCCAGCUGGCCAAUCGCUGCCAGGGCCUGGUAGACACACCCUUCAGGGAGAGGGGUGGAGGAGAGGGAGAGGACGGUGAGAGGAAGAGGAAGAAGCGCCAGCAGCCUACUUUGGAAAGCCCCGAGACUGGGGACCAGCAAGUACCAGACCCCAGGAGGAACAACAAGAGAAAACCGCUCGGUGUGGGCUACGCUGCUCGGAAGUCUCCUCUUUAUGACAACUGCUUCCUCUACGCCCCGGAUGGACAACCCCUCUGUACCUGCGACAAGAAGAAGGCCCAGUGGUACCUGGAUAAAGGAAUAGGAGUGCUGCAGAGUGAGGAGCCAUUCAUCGUGCGUUUGCUGUUUGAGCCUUCUGGACGUCCAGACUCCCAGCAGGACUACUACCUGACUGCCAAGGAGAACCUGUGUGUGGUGUGUGGCAAGAACAACUCUUAUAUCAGGAAGAACAUCGUUCCUCAUGAAUACAAACGUCACUUCCCCUCGGAGAUGAAGGACCACAACUCCCAUGACAUCUUGCUGCUGUGCACUUCCUGUCACGCGGCCUCCAACGUGCACGACGGCUUCCUGAAGCAGCAGCUGGCUGAUGAGCAUGGCGCGCCCCAGGGGUGUGAGGAGGGCGUAUGUCUCCUGGAGGACUCUGACCGCAGGAGGGUUCGUUCUGCCGCCCGAGCCCUGCUCACCGUGGGGGCGGGGCUUCCAGAGGCCAGAAGAGAUGAGCUACAGAAGGUCAUAAGGUCCUUCUUCAACGACACCGACGUGGAGCUGACUCCUGAGACACUUCAGAGUGCUGCAGGCCUGGAGACCAGGAUCUUCAAUGAGAGCUACGUUCCCCACGGGCUGAAGGUGGUGAAGGCGACCGCCGAGCAGGGCCUGAAGGGAUUAAUGGAGCUGGAGCACCGAUGGAGGCAACACUUCCUGUCUACCAUGACACCUCGCUACCUUCCUUCUCUCUGGUCUGUCAGCCACAACCACAACAAGUUACUACGCAGGUACGGAGAGGACCUUCCCAUCCAGCUGAACUGACCCACAGUCACCACACCAGUCUGGUGCCCAGGCUACACCAGUCUGGUGCCCAGGCUACAUCUGUCUGGUGCCCAGGCUACAUCUGUCUGGUGCCCAGGCUACAUCUGUCUGGUGCCCAGGCUACAUCUGUCUGGUGCCCAGGCUACAUCUGUCUGGUGCCCAGGCUACAUCUGUCUGGUGCCCAGGCUACAUCUGUCUGGUGCCCAGGCUACAUCUGUCUGGUGCCCAGGCUACAUCUGUCUGGUGCCCAGGCUACAUCUGUCUGGUGCCCAGGCUACAUCUGUCUGGUGCCCAGGCUACAUCUGUCUGGUGCCCAGGCUACAUCUGUCUGGUGCCCAGGCUACAUCUGUCUCGGUUUGUCUGGUUCCCAGGCUGAUCACAUCAGCUGUUACAGCAGCCUCUACCUGGGGUCCAGCCUCUACCUGGGGUCCAGCCUCUACCUGGGGUCCAGCCUCUACCUGGGGAUUACACAGUACCCCAGAGAACAGACUAAUGCCUACAGGUGAAGGGUUGGAUUCUGUGUGUUCAGUGCCUGCGAUCCUCCUCAGUCUACUGUUGGCUAGACGAGGACAUCUGUUGCUCUGAUCUGCUUGUGGUGCCUUACAUGUUAAAUGCCAGACAGACUGUGCUCGUGGGCCCAGCAGGAUGUAUUGGCUGCCUUACUGACAAAUUGGCACCCUGUUCUUUUAUAUAGUGUAGUACAUUUUGAGAUCUAGAGCCUGAGGAGAGAGACUGCCUUGUUGUUCAGACCGAGGUCAAAUAAUUCUGUGUCAAGAACACUAACUGGAGACGAUGGUGCAGAAUUCAUGAUGAAAUGCUAUUGAAUAAAAACCCCCAAAAAAAACACUGGUUUAGGAUCGUAACGAUACCAGUAUCCCAAUACUCUGAGUUAUAGUGGCAAUGAAAACAAAACAUGAAGCAGACUGAAUUUCCUGAGAGUAAACAGUCCUAAUGCUGUCAACCAGAAUCACAUGUUUAUUUCCCUACAACAGACAAUAUUUUACAUCCAGUAGAUUUUAAUGACGCCAGAGUUCAGUCUGCUUUGUGUUUUCCUUGUUGCCAUGGAAAUACCAGGUAUCGUACCCUCACCAUAGUGGUAUGGUGACGAUCCCUGCUAUGGUUCUUGUUUCCCAGAUUUAAAAACUAGUCCUGGCCAGAAAAUAGCAUAGGAGACGAGACUUCAUCUAGGCCCAGGAAACGGGCCCCAUACAGUGCAUUUGGUUAAGUAUUCAGACCCCUUGACUUUUUCCAUAUCUUGUUACAGCGAUAUUCUGAAAUGGAUUAAAUGGUAGUUUUUUUUUUCCCCUCAUCAACAUACCCAUAUGAUGUUGAAGUCAAUUUAGGAAGCCCCCACACAUCCCUAAUUGUACAACUGACUAAGUGUGUGUCCCCCCUUUCCUUUCUCAUAACGAAUAAAUUUAUUGAUUUAUUUGACAUUUUAAAAUAUCACAUUUACAUAAGUAUUCAGACCCUCUACUUUGUUGAAGUACCUUUUUGGUAGUGAUUACAGCCUCAAGUCUUCUUGGGUAUGAUGCUAUAUGAGCUUGGCACACCUGUAUUUGGGGAGUUUCUCCCAUUCCUCUCUGCAGAUCCCCUCAAGCUCUCCUGUGUUGUCAUUGCUUAGGGUCGUUGUCCUGUUUGAAGGUGAACCUUCACCCCAGUCUGAGGUCCUGAGCGCUAUGGAGCAGGUUUUCAUCAUCUCUGUACUUUUUGUUCUUUCCCUCGAUCCUGACUAGUCUCCCAGUCCUUGCCGUUGAAAAACCUCCCCACAGCUUGAUGUUACCACCACUGUGUCUCGACACAAUCCUGUCUCAGACCUCUACGGACAAUUCCUUCAACCUCAUGGCUUGGUUUUUGUUCUGAUAUGUCCUGUUAACUGUGGGACCUUAUAGACAGGUGUGUGUCUUUCUACAUCAUGUCCAAUCAGUUGAAUUUACUACAGGUGGACUCCAAUCAAGUUGUAGAAACAUCUCAAGGAUGAUCAAUGGAAACAGGAUUCACCUGAACUCAGUUUCAAGUCUCAUAGCAAAGGGUCUGAAUACUUAUGUAAAUAAGGUAUCUGUUUUAGUUUUAUGCAUUUCUUAAUUUCUAAAAAACACUGUCAUUAUGGAAUAUUGUGUGUAGACUGAUUUAUUAAUUUAAUCAAUUUUAUAUAUAUAUAUAUAUAUAUAUAAAAAAAAUAUAUGCCAUUUAACAGACGCUUUUAUCCAAAGCGACUUACAGUCAUGUGUGCAUACAUUCUACGUAUGGGUGGUCCCGGGGAUCGAACCCACUACCCUGGCGUUACAAGCGCCAUGCUCUACCAACUGAGCUACAGAUUAAAGUUGUAACAUAACAAGUCAUGGGGUCUGAAUAUUGACCUGUUUCAGAAAGUCUUGUAUUUUAGACGAAGCUGGAACCUGCUCUUAGUUAUCAUUAAAUACGCGUUGUAAUUUUCCCUGCGGGUUUUCAGUUCUAAAGAUAAUUACUUGGCAUUUGUACAGAAAUCAAGUUUGCUUGGCGACGGUAGCUUUAAAAAAAAAUUUAAAAAAAUGUUUUUAACACGACAGACUUCAUCUUUGUCGAUUUUUCUUUUAAUGGAUCGGACAGUGCUGUAAAUUCAGUAACUGAUCAGCCGUUGUGAAUUGAUGCCAAAUGACGACCAGACAUUGAAUGUGUCUGAAAUGGCUUCCUGUACGGUGCCUUCAGAGUAUUCACAACCCUGUUUACACAUUCUGUUUCAGCCUGAUUUAUUUUUAUUUUUUUAUUUUUUUGUGUUACUUAUUAUUUGUCACUGACCUGACACACAAUGUCAAAGUGGAAUUAUUUUUUAAAGUUAUUUUUUACAAAUUAAUAGAAUUAAAAAUUAACCCUGCUAUGUUGUUAUGGACAGUA